CCACGCCCCACCAUUCACGAAUGGAAGAAACGUCAUAGUAUCCGAGUUCACAAAAUGCCCGGAGAACAUAUGAGCAAUGAUGAGUUCUUCGCAAAACUCACCAACCUUUUCGAACUCAACCGCAAGAAAGGACAUGGCUCCGUCUACCUCACCCAGAAGCGCAUGACCAUACCCCCUGACACCGACGGUUCUUCUCCAGCCAAAGUCCUAGACGACCCAUUAUGGGACACGCACCCCGAGAAUCCCCUUCCAAUCAUAGUUCGAGCGAAUAACAACAAGUCGUCAAAGCAACCGGGUACAGACAGAGAAGACGUUAACAAGAUCAAAAUCUCGACGCUUGUACAGCCGGAUCAACUAGAUGCCUUCUAUGUGCGCUAUGCAGAGGUAUGCAAGGCCGGGAUGAGUGGACUGAAGAAGCGGGACAAGAAGAAGAAGAAGAAAGAGAAGAAGAAGAAGAAGGGUGGGGAGGGCGAGGCCAAAGGCUGAAAAUGCUGGGGAAUUGGUGUCGACAGAUUGAUUAUUCGGACAGGAUGGAUCGGUAUCACCGUGCAAUUCUAAAUCAUGCACACUUCGAUUGCGGCAACCGCCCAACGGGCCACUUUGUGUACGGUAUAUCCGUGGACCACAGCAUUGCUCCAGGGGCAUACGUCCAAUAUGCCCCCAUUGCAGGUAGUUGGGGACGCUGAGACGCCAAUCUCGAUCAAUCGAG
Lindgomyces ingoldianus is the source of this 709-nucleotide messenger RNA. RefSeq names its product signal recognition particle, SRP9/SRP14 subunit. The record is from RefSeq and is a predicted model, not a curated record. Gene Ontology annotation, cellular component: signal recognition particle, endoplasmic reticulum targeting. Gene Ontology annotation, biological process: SRP-dependent cotranslational protein targeting to membrane. Gene Ontology annotation, molecular function: endoplasmic reticulum signal sequence receptor activity; 7S RNA binding. The transcript is spliced from 2 exons. Lineage: Eukaryota; Fungi; Ascomycota; Dothideomycetes; Pleosporales; Lindgomycetaceae. The coding region runs from base 55 to 486 and encodes 143 amino acids.